AGAUACCAAUGAUGAGUUUAACGCAAAGAACGCCGGUUGUGGUUCAAAGCAGUAAAACGUUGCUGAACUGCGUGGAAAAAGCGGCCCUUCGCCCCGGACCUGCUGGAGAAAUGAUCCGCGGGGCUGGGGAAAAGGUCCAUGUGGCCCUCGAAUCGACUGUGGAAAGUUUGGGCGAGGCUGGACAAGCUUUCAAGGAUACGCUGAUGACUGGUAUUUCAAAGGUAACGGAAGUCGGAAGUACUGGAAAAGCAUUGGAGACCACCGCUGAACUUGACGUCAGUGAGGUGAAACAAAUAGGCAAGAAUGUCGCCGAAGGUUUCAAGGGAUUCUUCCCAACAAGUUUGGGCCAAACUGAGGAAAAUGCUCGUGGCACAGCUGAGCAGAAAAUCGGCCAGGUGAAGGGGGUAGCUGCCAAUCAGCUAGGGUCUCCUGCAGGCAUCUUGGCUGAAGAGUUGGAAGCUUCUGAGGCUUUGGUUCUGUAAUUUGUUGUAAUUUUAGAAGAGCAUGUACUUAUGUAUUAAGUGUACAUAUGUUUUUAACUUAUUUUCGUGAGCUGUUUCAGUUGGAAUUUUUAGCAUUUAGUCAGCUAAGGUCAUUUUGCAGGUUACAAUGUAUAUAUGCUUC
This is a messenger RNA of Cylicocyclus nassatus, 624 nucleotides long. The record is from the annotation of a GenBank genome assembly. NCBI's taxonomy places the organism in Eukaryota, Metazoa, Nematoda, Chromadorea, Rhabditida, Strongylidae.